This is a messenger RNA of Hyaloperonospora brassicae, 654 nucleotides long. Lineage: Eukaryota; Oomycota; Peronosporomycetes; Peronosporales; Peronosporaceae. The record is from the annotation of a GenBank genome assembly.
AUGCGGUUCUCAUAUCUCCGUGCGGUCCUGAUCUGCCGUGUGCUGCUCGACAAGGCUGACCACGCAUCAGGCCUGGGCCCAACAAAGACCAUCGCACUCGAUUCGCCGCAAGAGGUCAACGAGCCCAAGCAUCUACUGAGAUCACCCGCUUCCGCUGACGAUCAAGAGGCGAGGGCGUUUCGUUUAAGAAUUGGACUGCCAGAAGGUGGUGUCAGUGAAGCAGAAACCAUUGAGACGGCAAUAGACGCUCUAUUGCUGUUGGGUGUUCGCCUCACUGAGCAUGAUGGUCGUGACACUGUCUUUAGAGGAUUAUAUUAUGAUCUUUUUGAAUUGAAAACGCCUGGCGCGUCGGAUGCGGACAUGAUCGAGAAGCUGCGUAAACUACUAGCUUCGAAGAACUUGCUGGACAGGGCAGUCCUUCUUCAACUGGCGCGUGAAAAAAUAUGGAUGCCAAAAGCGGUGAUUGAAACGGUCGAAAGCGAGUUCUUCACUCUUAUCCAAGCUGAAAAAGAGAGAGCGGCGUUCGUGUAUGAAAACCAGGUGAAAGUGUUGAAGGAAAAAGGAAUGUUUGAUUGCGCCAGAUACCUCGAGGCCCACAAAGAUGUUUACGACGCGUGGAAGAAGGCUAAGGAAACGGCAGAUAAGACCCACUGA